This is a messenger RNA of Suillus paluster, 618 nucleotides long. RefSeq names its product class II aldolase/adducin domain-containing protein. NCBI's taxonomy places the organism in Eukaryota, Fungi, Basidiomycota, Agaricomycetes, Boletales, Suillaceae. Gene Ontology annotation, cellular component: cytoskeleton. The record is from RefSeq and is a predicted model, not a curated record. The coding region runs from base 1 to 618 and encodes 205 amino acids. Gene Ontology annotation, molecular function: actin filament binding. The transcript has 8 exons.
AUGCAAAAGGCAAAUGCAAACACAGAACCACAUCACAUCACACGUUCCUUCUCCCGAACAGCGCGAAUCCAGAUCUCACCAGUCUUGAAAUUUCGCCUGGCUCAAGCGUAUCAUAUCUUCGCGAAGUACGGCCCUGACGCAGGUGUUGCUGGACACAUCACUGUCCGGGACCUGAUCGGGCCAGAUUGCUACUGGGUUAACCCCUGGGGUGUUCACUUCAAGCUCAUCCAGCCUGAGCUCCUCCUUCUCUUAGACCACGAAGGUAAUAUGCAGCAUAAGAAAACUGGACCCAUUCGGUUCCUCAACAAGGCGGCAUACAUAAUCCAUUCGGCGAUUCGUGGCGCUCGCCCAGAUGUCGCUGACAGCUGUGCUUUUUAUGAGGAUCAUGUGGUAUUCAGCGAUUUUCGUGGCGUGGUCAAUUUUCGUAAGGAAGGUGUGGCUAUAGCGGCUCGGUUCCAAGAUGGUAACCAUGGCCUACUUGUUGUCACCGAGUUGAUUGAAUCUACCGUUUACUUUUUCAUCUCUUCGGAGAAUCGCUGCCAGAGACCACAUAUCAUUGACCUAGAAAGUGCGGCUCUGACACGCAAAGUCCUUGGAGCUGAGCUAGGGGGGUGGUAA